Messenger RNA from Ooceraea biroi (clonal raider ant), 4746 nucleotides. Its product is annotated as pyridoxal-dependent decarboxylase domain-containing protein 1. Gene Ontology annotation, molecular function: pyridoxal phosphate binding; carbon-carbon lyase activity. NCBI's taxonomy places the organism in Eukaryota, Metazoa, Arthropoda, Insecta, Hymenoptera, Formicidae. Gene Ontology annotation, biological process: carboxylic acid metabolic process. The record is from RefSeq and is a predicted model, not a curated record. Gene Ontology annotation, cellular component: intracellular membrane-bounded organelle.
UAUCAAAUCAUAAUCUUACAAUUAGAUAGAAUAUUAUAACAUAUAAUAUUCUAUUAACGAAUUUUAUUAAGAGUAUGUGUAUAAUAAAUAAUUUUAUUAUCGAAUAAAUGAUUUCAACAAAUGUACAAUCGUCUUAAUAAAACCAAAGACUAAACUAAGGAUAGAGAAAUAUUUAUAUGUUCAUAACUUCUAUAAAAUAUAAUUUAAAUUUUGAUUACUAUGCAAUAUUUACAAUAAUCGAAAUCCUGUAUUCAUUAGAAUAAAUUUUUCUCAAGUGAAUAUUAUUUAUCGUUUAUAGUCAAAAUACAAAAUUUUUUAUUUAAAUGAUUUAACUCAUUACAUCUUGUAAAAAAGUACUAAUGUUUUCUUCUCAUCAGUGUCGUUUAUUUUAUUAUUAUGAACACUAUAUUUACAUUACAUUGUAAAUGUAUCCUAGCACGGUAUCCUAUGUUACCUGGCAACUAGAUAUUACGUCAAUAAGGGAUUAAAAUGACUAAAAGUAUCGAGAAAAAUUUACACAAUAUGACGCUACCAAGAGAUAAGAAACACUGCACGACAUUUAAAUUUAUUUAAUAAAACCGCGUGAAAAAAAAUGUAUAUGACUUAAAAUCAAUUUAGAAUUAAAAUAUUGAGAAAUAUAUAUAUAUAUAUCGACGUGCUUAAAACCCUUUUUCUUUACUUUUUACGCAUUCGUUUGCGAUAAAGUAAUGCAAUCAACGAGGUACUCGAGGGUAUCUACGAAUUGAACGAAUGGCGCUGCAGUGGCCAUAUCGAUAAAGUAACUGCCGUCGCACGCGCCUAUCGGAGCCCCGUUCCUCCUCGCGUCCGCGGUUUCGCUUAGAAACGCACGGGAACGUCGACUAAACUGAUAUCCGUUCGAUUCUAAACACAUCCCUAACCUAUAAAGCAUACUUAAACGGGGUACCGCUCGUGCAACGGGAGUGGGAUCGGUGAUCGCGUACGCGUCGACGUCGGCGACGCGUGACGGCGCUACUGCUGGCCACGACUACUGCCACGAUGGCCGAGGGGGCUGACACAACAAACGAUAACGCCGCGAUGGAGAGUAUAGCCCGAGACAUCCUGGAGGUGCGUAACACGACGGCGAUUCCGCGGCUCGACCCGGUCAGUGCCGGAGGAGGUGGCGGCUCGUCCGCGGCGGGCGAGGCGGGUGCGCUGCAGUUUCAGGCGUCGCAGGUGAUCGCGCGGUUGGAACGAGCGGUGGAACGGGCGGCGGAAGGCGGCGACGACGGCGACUGCGACGGCGGCGGCGGCGGCGGUGGCGGCGGCACCACGUGGAACAAUCCCUCGGGAUUCCUGCUGCAGCCGAAGAAACCGGAUGAGAUCUUGGCGUCGAUACAGGGAUUGGUAGUUUACGAGGAUGCGCCACACGCAGCCGAGGCAGGAUCCACAGAUCCACCAAUCAACCAGGUCACAGCUCUGCCAGCCCUCACCGAGGCUGCGAGAUUAGCCUUGGUCACGCACACCAUUUCUGCAUAUGCAGUAGCGUUACCAAAGUUACACGCGCAAAAGCUUGCCGGUCGUCUCGCAGCCGACACGACGAGAUGGCUCAGUCACAUCUUCCGCUUCGUCGACUGUGCGUCGUCCUUCCACGAAGACCAUCUGGAAGGGCUGGUCAGAGUAACGCGACUCGCCUUACAUCGAAAAUACCCGCGAUACAUGGAGGAGGGCUUCACCGCGCUCACGUCACAGCCACCUCUGAUCUACAGCUCCGUCGCUGCACCUCUCGGCGUUGUUCAGCACCUAUGCAGACAGCUCUCUUUACCGCUGCACUGCAUCCGACCGAUCCCACAUAACACCAUGUUCGGCUCGAGGCACACCAUGGACAUCUCGGCGCUGGAACGACGUUUAGCGGAAGACACCCAGUCGAACAAUGUAACGCCGCUGCUGGUGCUGGCCGAGGCUGGCUCCGUGUUAACUGGUCACUGCGACAAUAUUACACGAUUACGAGCGAUAUGUGAUAAGUACAACGUCUGGCUGCAUCUCAGAGGACAUUCGUUGGCUGCGCUCGCGUUGAAUAAUUCGGCGAAGGAUUUGCCGUCAAAAAUAGCGGAUAGCAUUACAUUACCACUCGGAACAUGGCUAGGUAUACCUUCGCUACCAGUGGUUACAUUGUACAGAUUAGCAGAUAUCAAAGGUGGAAGACCGACCCCUAGAGACACUACCUUGUCUCUGGUCUCAGGACUGAUGGCAGAUUCACUGUCGAGACGACUGCCAACCUUACCGCUGUGGGCGGUUUUGCAGGUUUUAGGUCGGGACGGCGUGCAUAAUCGAUUUAAAAGAUGCUUCUUGGCUGUGGAAGAAUUGUACAAUAAAAUUAAAGAAUUCUCUUGUAUUAGAAUAUUGAGUCAACCGCCAGGUGGUGAAACAGAGUCUUACACUUUGAGCGAGUAUCUGGCAAAUCCCGUGAACAAUCUACAGUUAUUUGAAAUGGUAGCGAGCGUUAUAGUUUUCCAAUUCGUGCCUACGAAUAAAGAUCUGCAAACCACAGAGCGCGUGCUGCCCUACUACGACAAGCUGAAUUCCUGGCUGGGCCAGAUCCUUCAGCGGGACAUCGACAAUAUACAAAUAGAGCUCUGCGACAUAGAGCAGUGCGGUAUUGCGAUCCGCAUUUGCCCGCUGGAGAAUCUCGAUCAGCCGCCCACGAGUGACGACAUAGACAAUCUGGUGACCUGUCUCGAGCAGCAAAUAGAGAUACUACUAGCGACGGUGGAGCACAAAGACACCUUCGUGCGUCUAGUCUCGGAGAAUGAUUCCUUACACCUAGUGGAGAUGCCGGGUUGGGCGGGCUUGGGUGGUGUACGUUACGCUCCACCUACGUGGAUUCACGUUAUGACCGAUCAGGCAAGGGAAGAAUUGAACAAACUGAACACGCAGCUGGUCGAGACCCUGCGCAGCACGGACGCCGCAUUCUCUCUCGGGGAAGGCGCGGACGGUCUAGCUUGCGUACGAUUCGGCAUGGUGACGCAAGACACAGACGUAGCCGACCUAUUAUCCUUGGUACUCCAAGUCGGUCAGGAAGUUGAAGCCAGCUCCAAGAUGAUGGACACGAUCUCCGAAGUGGUCAAACGAGGUAUUGAGACGGCGCAAACGGAUCUGGAGAGAGAAAACGCGGAGAAACUGUGGCAGGAAGGUAUCCUCAGGCACGUUCCCGUAGUAGGAACCUUCGUCAAUUGGUGGAAUCCCAUUUCGAAGGAGACGGGCGUGCGCGGUCGCAGUCUAAAUCUGCAAGCUGGUGUUGUGGAGAGUACGGAGAACAUUUACAAAUAUCACAUGCAGUUGCAACCUAACUUCACGAAUAGCAACGGUUCCGGUGCUAGAACUCCGCCUCAACCGCUGGUGCAAACUCCGGUCGGCGCUAACAGCCAGAGUCACAGUCGGUCGUCCAGUCAUUCUAGCCUACAAAGCGGUAAAAAUGUGCCUCUGAUAAGCAGUACCGGUUCGCAACCCCAAGUGAAGGAAAAGCCUGAACAAACUAAGUCGUAGUGAAUGCCCUACCAUCACGAUACAUCGAGAAGACAUCGUUUCCCAAGUCGUUACGCUUGGCAUAGAAGCUUUCAACAUGAAACUGUCGCUAAACUGUUUCUUGCAAGGAAUAUAAUCUUUAUAUUUGCGAAGUAUUAAACUUGUAUAACGAGAAGCUUGCCGACUUGCAUAGUUACAAGCAGCUGACGAGACGAGACGUGCAAAAUUAUUUAAUUUUGCCCUAUUGCUGAUACUUUUACCGGCUGUUUAUCACGAGAAACAUAUUACUUUAUAUCUUUGUGUGUCUAGUAAUGUCUCCCCGGUUUAUCUUCAUACGAAGGCUUCGGAAAAUUUCUUCGAAGCGAUUUUCUUAAUGGAGAGACCAAUGUACUUAUUAGACUGAUACACAUAGGAAAAAAAUGUCGCUUUUAUGAAUAAGUUCAUAAAUAAUAAUUAUACACUGAAGAAUACCUCUUGCAGCACAGCAGAACAUAAUUAUUUUUUAUCUUGGAACCACUUUUCCUUGUGCUUUGUUAACAUUAAUUUGAGAUAUAUAAUACCUUACGAAAGAAUACGUUACAAUAAAAUAAUUUAAUGUUAAAAUUUUGUAUAUAAUAUUAUAGAGCUUCAACUACUAUACUGUCCUGAAAUAUGCUUGUGCAUUCGGAGUAACUUAUUCCUAUCACUAGAAUUAUUUAAAGAAGUUACCCCUAUUUAUUUUCUAAUUUUUACUCUCUUUAAAGUGAGCUUUCUUGCUGCUUUUUAAGAAUUAAUCUCUCGCUCGUUAAAUAUUUUAUCUUCUUUCAUAAGCACAAUAUUACAAACGGAAUAUAGUAAGAGAGAAUAUUAUAUGAUUACUUUUUUUUAUGUAUUGAAGACAUGUACACUUUAUCUUUUACAAGCUAUUUUGAGGAAUAGUGCAUGAACACUAUUUGAGUGAAUGUAACGAAAAACGUGUUCCCUGAAUAUUCCCUGAUAUUCGAAAGGCAUGUAAGCAACGAUACGCCAAAGAAACUACUCUAAUAUCUAAAAAGGGAAAAGAAAUUUCUUGUAUUAUUGCUCUUGUUACGUAAUACGAUGAUAAAAAUCAGAUUAAGAUAUAUUGCAAAGAUCAAUAUAUAAAUUAUAUUACAUUAGAAGAUAUCCAUAAUGGUUGAACAAUUAUCGGAGAUGAGAAAAAGAAUCGAGCAACAAUGUAUAUAUAUUUAUGUACUAAAUUGUUGUAAUAAAAUAUUGUCAAUAAAUAAAUAAUAUUAAGUAUAA